CUUUCUCUCUCCCUUGUCGCGCACACACAGCGCGGGGUUUUAGGUGCAGAGCUUUUUGCUAGAAAUCAAUGGAAAUUGAAUUAAGGGUCUGCUAAAAUUUCCAUGGAGAACUCUGUUACAGCCAUAGUCGAGUCAGAUGAACAGGAGGGAGCUCAAUCGUUCAAUGAAAGCUCUCCAGUAAGGAGGGCUGGCCUCUUCUACAAGCUGGUAGUGCCGUCCAUUCUUCAAGACAAGAAGCUGAAAAUACCAAAUAAAUUUGCAAAGAAGUUUGCAGAUGAUCUUUCUGAUCUUGUUACUCUAGUUGUUCCGAAUGGUCAUCGAUGGGUUCUGGAGUUAAAAAGACAUGGCCGUAGUAUGUGGUUUGAGGAUGGUUGGCAUGAUUUUGUGAAACACCAUUGCAUUCAAGUUGGACAACUCUUGGUUUUCAGAUUUGAAGGGAAUUCCGUUUUCAACUUUUACAUGUUCAACCUAACUGCUAUUUCAAAUGGUCCAUGCAAUACUUCAAAUGCUUCCUCUGAACAAAACGAUGGUGAACAAUGUCCUGUUACACUUGGAAAAGAAGCUGAAUACAAGAAAUUAGUUGAGAUAUUUGGAACGAGUUCUCCGGAUCCCUCUCCACGCCCUUCGGUGAAAAACGCUUUAUGUGGUUUUUCAGAUCAGCAGAAAUUCAAUGGAAGUUGCAAUGGGAUUAGCAUUAAGAACUUUAUGCAUUGGUUUGAUACAGAGAACAUGCAUCCUCUAAAGGAUUUGGAUAAGUUGCAACUACUAAAGUCGAAUCAAGAUAUUGGUAUUCAAUUCGACGGGGACGAGCUUGCAAAAGCUAGAGAGAAUUUGGACUUUCAAUUCUCUGAUGAAUCAAAUGAAAGAGCCAGGAAAAAGAAGUUGAAAGUUGAACCAAUUGACUACUACAAUGACAAUGAGGCCAUAGUGGAAAAAAAUAGCGAAAACAUCCCACAUAAAAUUAGUAGGAUGGCGUGUGGAGUCGAGGAGUUCAAGCCUGGUAAUCCCUUUUGCUGGAUUGUUAUGAGGCAAUCCUAUGUCCGAAGAGGGUUCCAUCUGCAUAUACCGUCCAAAUUUGCUGAGAAGUAUCUAAAAGGGGUCUCAGGCGACAUCACACUUCAGGUUUCUAGUGGGAAGCAAUGGCGUGUUCGAUGCAUUCGCGAGGGUCCUGGCACCAAGCUAACCAGGGGAUGGGCCGACUUUGUUGUGGAGAAUGAUUUGAAAGAAGAAGACGUUUGUGUCUUUGAGCUGAUUGAUAUAAAAGCUACUGCACUGAAAGUUACAAUAUUCCGAGUCCACGACGAUCCAACGAAAACUUGAACCCGAGGAAAUCAUGGAAACCCAACUGGAACAUCCAGUGGAUUAUGAUGCAAAUAUGUUGGAAUUUUUCUCAAAAAACAGAUGACAACAAGUUCUUGAUUACACAACACCCUGUUGUUUCAGAUUAUCCUUGUAACCUUGUCAAUGUUCACUUUUCGUCUUUAUCAUUUACAGCUUGUUUUCAAAGCAUGAAGUUGAAGAGUGGUUGAACUUUGAAACUCCAUUGCUUUAGCUCCCAUCUGUAUAUUCUUCCCUGAAUGGAAAAGUUAAAAAGAGUUGGUUUUCUUUUCUCUGUAAUGUAUUGCCAUGAACUCUAAAAGUGUUGAAGCUUACUGUUUUUCCCUUCCAUCUGUAAA
This is a messenger RNA of Cucurbita maxima (winter squash), 1676 nucleotides long. RefSeq names its product B3 domain-containing transcription factor VRN1-like. The coding region runs from base 103 to 1320 and encodes 405 amino acids. The transcript is spliced from 5 exons. Gene Ontology annotation, molecular function: DNA binding. Lineage: Eukaryota; Viridiplantae; Streptophyta; Magnoliopsida; Cucurbitales; Cucurbitaceae. The record is from RefSeq and is a predicted model, not a curated record.